Ziziphus jujuba (common jujube) is the source of this 4362-nucleotide messenger RNA. RefSeq names its product disease resistance protein RPV1-like. The record is from RefSeq and is a predicted model, not a curated record. Lineage: Eukaryota; Viridiplantae; Streptophyta; Magnoliopsida; Rosales; Rhamnaceae. Bases 445 to 3051 code for a protein of 868 amino acids. Gene Ontology annotation, molecular function: ADP binding; protein binding. The transcript is spliced from 8 exons. Gene Ontology annotation, biological process: defense response; signal transduction.
CAUCAUGUUUUGAUCAUCCUUUUUUUAUUCUUCUUCACUGAGGAGAGAAUUUCUGGAUCUGGCAUAAGUAUGCUAUUCAUUCAAAAAGCUAGCUAAUCAGAAAACUUUAAAUUUGAGUCACCCUACUAUUUUUAUUUUCUUUUAUAAAAUAUGGAACUGUAAAAUUCAUUAGAGAAACGAAAUAUUUAAUUGAUUAAUUUUGCUAAUUAGAAAAUAUUGUGAAAAAAUACUUUAAUGGGGUUUGUUUUUUGAGGAGUUGCAGGGAAAUUGCUUGAAAGAGACACAUGAUGAAAGAUUCUCGCCAUGGUGGGCCCCCCUUAUAAUGCGUGACGGAGUCAACAUGUAAAGUGUUGUUGAGUGCAAUCAUAUUUUGAUCAUCUUCCUUUUAUCCAUCUUCACUGGGGAGAGAGUUUCUGGAUCUGGCAUGCGAGUUAUAUUGCAAACAUGGCUUCUUCUUCUUCUUCUUCUUCUCUUUCUUCGGUAGUCUCCCUUCAAGAAAAAUACGAUGUGUUUCUCAGUUUCAGAGGCGAGGACACCCGCAAAGGAUUUGCUAGCUAUCUCUAUGCAGCUUUAUCUGCAAAGCAGAUCUUAACUUUCAUGGAUGAUCGUGAACUUGAGAGAGGCGAUGAAAUUUCACCCACGCUUCGCAAAGCUAUCGAGGAGUCCAAGAUUUCGGUGAUCAUUUUCUCGGAAAACUAUGCUACAUCUACAUGGUGUUUGAAUGAGCUGGUGCAAAUACUUGAAUGCAAAAAAACGAGAGGGCAGGCUGUUAUGCCGAUCUUUUACGGUAUAGAUCCAUCAGUUGUACGAAAACAGAAUGGGAGUUAUGGAGUUGCAUUUGCUCAACUUGAAAACCGUUACAGAAUGGAGAAGGUGAAUCAAUGGAGAGCUGCUUUACCUAAAGCGUCCAAUCUAUGUGGGUUGGAUUCAAAGGAUUUCAGUCCUGAAACCAAAUUAGUUCAAAGAAUUGUUGAAGAUAUCUCAUUGAAGUUGCCUAAAUAUCUAUCUCUAAAUCAUCAUAUCAAGGGGCAUCUUGUUGGAAUUGAAAGAAAAAUCAAGAAGAUUGAAUCAUUACUAUCCAUUGGCUCAAAAGAUGUUCGCAUUAUUGGUAUUUGGGGCAUGGGAGGUAUUGGAAAAACCACCCUUGCUAGUGCUGUAUUUCAAAAAUUAUCAAAUUCUCAGUUUGAAGGUUUCUCUUUUCUUUCAAAUGUGAGGGAAGAAUAUGAAAGACAUGGAAUAAAUCAUUUGAGAAAGACGCUUCUUUAUGAGUUAUUAAAUGAUAAAGCUAUUCUAAAGAUGGAUACUCCAUUUGUAACAUCACCUUAUAUUCUUGAUAAACUUCAUCGUAAAAAGGUGCUUUUGGUUUUGGAUGACGUGGAUAGUUCGAUCCACUUAGAUGCUUUAGUUGAAGGAUAUGAUCAACUUGCUCCAGGAAGUAGAAUCAUUGUUACAACUAGAAAUUGUCAAGUGCUCAAGAAAGUUGCUCAUAAUAUUUACAAGGUUGAGGGAUUAAGUGACAUUGAGUCUCUUGAGCUCUUCCAUUUACAUGCUUUUGGAAAAAAUUCUCUUCUGAUGGAUGAUGAAGUACUUUUAGAAAGGGUGGCAAGUUAUGCAGAUGGAAAUCCAUUAGCUCUUAAAGUCUUGGGUUCUUUCCUUAAUUCCAGAAGCAAAGAAGAGUGGGAAAGUGCAAUAAAUAAACUACAAAAAUUUCCAAACAAGGACAUUUUAAAUGUGUUGAGGAUUAGUUAUGAGGGACUAGAUGAUGAAGAAAUCCAAAAUAUAUUUCUUGACAUUGCAUGUGUAUUUAAUCAAUGUUUUUCUAGAGAUCAUGCCGAAAGAAUAUUAGGUUUCCAUGAUUCAUUUGUUAAAAUAGGAAUAAGUGUUCUUAUUGACAAGUGUUUAAUUGAAAAUAAUGUAUUUGAAGCACACAAUGAUCUACGGGUGCAUGAUUUAUUGCGCCAAAUGGGCCAGACCAUUGUUCGUGACGAACAUAAAGAACCUGGUAACCGUAGUAGGUUAUGGGAUGCUGAAGAUGUCGGUCGAAUUUUGGAAAAAAAUAAGGGAACUGGAAUGGUUGAAGCCAUAGCAUUCAAUAUGUCUGAAAUUAGCAGAGAUGUAAAAAUUACUCGUUCAGCUUUCUCAAAGAUGUGCAAUCUACGAGUUCUCAAAAUUUAUUUUGACGAUAUUUUUGACACCAAGUUCAAACUAUACCUUUCUCAAGGUCUUGAUUUUUCUUGUUCCGACACAUUAAGAUAUUUUCAAUGGGACUUAUACCCUUUGAAAAUGUUGCCAUCAAAUUUUAAUCCUGGAAAUCUUGUUGAACUGAUACUACGUGGCAGCCAUGUUCAAAAACUUUGGAGUCAUGAAGUUCAGUCUCUUCCAGUGUUAAGAAGGAUGGAUCUUAGUUAUUCCAAGCUCCUUACAGAAAUACCAGAUCUGUCUCAUGUGGCUCCGAACCUGGAAAGUUUAAAUCUUGAAGGUUGCACCAGUUUGGUUCAGGUUCUUCCAUUACUUGAAAAUCUUGAGAAGCUUAGUUAUCUAAAUUUGGAUGGUUGCUCCAAACUUGGAGAUUUGAAAGAGAUAUCAAGGAGCACAUGGUAUUGGGAUCUAGUAAAGAGUGGAGGCAUUAAGAAUUUUCUGAGCAAUAUUUGUCAGCAGAAGUUGAGAUUUCUCAAAAGUUUUACAGACAAUAUUUUGUCUGUCUCCUCACCUGGAGCCCACAUUUGCCAUAAGUUUCCGAUGAAUUUAACAAGUCUAAAUUUGUCUGGGACACCAAUAGAUGCACUGCCGUCAUCAAUUGGGAGUCUCUCUGGUCUUGUUGAAUUAGAUUUGUAUAAUUGCAAAGAACUUAAAAGUCUUCCAACCAGCAUUUACAAGCUGAAAUCUCUUGAAACACUAGAUUUGUCUGGUUGUGUAAAACUGGAAAAGUUUCCUGAAAUCCUAGAGCCUUCAGAACACUUAAAAAUUGAGUCUCUCUCAAACAAGUUGUGUGAUUUAACGAACCUUGAGUGUUUGUGGCUCGAAGGUUGUUCAUACCGCCUGCUUUGUUAAUGUUGGAGGUCCAAUAUUGUGAGAGCUUGAAAUCACUAGCGGAUCUUCCAUUAUUUUGUAGAAGUGUGAAUGCAAGGCAUUGCACAUCACUGGAGAAAAUAUCAGAUUGGCCUGCAUUCCAACACGAACUGAUAAGCUCUGGCUUUUACGACUUCCCUACGUUUAGUAGAUCUGUUGACUUUUUCGGCUGUGGAAAGUUGGAUCAGAAUACACGCAACACAAUCAUCACUGAUUAUGCAAUUUUUAAAAUGCUUGAACCUGACAAAUCAGAUUUCAAAUUUUAUUAUCCGGGUGAUGAAAUUCCAAAGUGGUUCAGCUAUCAAACUUCAGGGAGUUUACUGGAAAUUAAUAAGCUUCCUCCAUUAUCGAAGAAUGACAACUUCUUGGGUUUGGUUGUUAGCGUUGUUCUUGAUCUGAAUAAAAUUACACCUUCUGCAACUAUUUCAAUUAAUUUUAAACUCAAUUUUAUAACAAAUGAUGAUGAUUGUCCUCGUGAGUUCCGGUCAAGCCAGGGUUUUGAGGCAGACAGAGAAUGUUUAGAUCAACAAGUGAUGCGGUAUUUCCCAAAAGGGUUAUUGCGAAAUUCAAAUAAACUAUCUAACCUAAAUUGGCCCUCUAGUUGUAGCAGUGAGGCCUUUUUGCAUGUGUGGCCUUCUUUCUAUGACUUAGAACUUAGGGAAGAUGUCAUCUUGGAGAAUGAGUAUUGCAAGAUAAAGAAGUGUGGGGCUUGGUUGGUAAACAAGGAAGAUUUAGAGAGGCUUAAUGCAGAAACUAUUAAAAGUAAGAGAAAGAGACGAGGCUUUGAUGAUGAAUAUUGUGAAGCUAGUGUAAGUGAUCAAUUUGUAUCCUCUGGCUCUCGUCAGGAAGAAGGCGAUGAUGAAUCACAUCCUUCCAUUAGUUCAAAGAAUUCAGGCUUAUAUGAUGUCACUAGUGACUUACAAUUACAAACAAGGGUGUGAACUUGAGUUGGUGAAUGAUGAAGAUGCAGAGCACUUGGAUGCUAAAGACAGAGACAUAAUAUCCUAAGAUUACUUCGGUGAAAAUGAACAAUGUUCUAUGACUCCUUAGUUUCAGGUUACGAAGAAACUCUGUGAGCUAUGCAGGCACCACAACACUUAGAAAAGCCCUCUCUCUUUUUACAGCCGCUGUAUUGAAAUUGGUAUACCCUGUUUGUGUGCAUAUAUCCAUAUGAAUUUCUUUAAACAUUCUUAACUUAUCUUUCUUUGUGUCAUGUUAUAAAUGUACUUCAAAGGCUUUCCUCUAUUUCAAGAAAAAUAGAGUUAAAAGGAAAAAGGAACAGUAUUCUUGAUC